This is a messenger RNA of Stegodyphus dumicola, 585 nucleotides long. RefSeq lists its product as uncharacterized. Gene Ontology annotation, molecular function: DNA-directed DNA polymerase activity; DNA binding; nucleotide binding. NCBI's taxonomy places the organism in Eukaryota, Metazoa, Arthropoda, Arachnida, Araneae, Eresidae. The record is from RefSeq and is a predicted model, not a curated record. Gene Ontology annotation, biological process: DNA replication.
AUGAGAUGCUGGCCUAUUGCAGAUCGGACGUGGACAUUCUUCGCGCCGUUGCUGCCUGGAGUUUCGAGCCCAGUUUUUGGAUGUGGCGAAUGUGUGGAUCCAUUCCAAUACGUGACCAUUGCGUCAGCCUGUAUGGCAACGUAUCGGAGUGGCCACAUUCAACCCGACACGAUUGCCAUGGUGCCUACACACGGCUACAUCAACUCAACGAAUUACAGCCCUGAUUCGAUCCGAUGGUUGGACUUUGUUGCUGCUUCGGAAGGCCUACAGAUUCAACAUGCGUUGAACGGUUCCGGAGAGCACAGAGUCGCCGGAAUCUCGGUAGACGGAUUCUGCCAAGAAACACAAACCGUCUAUCAGUUUCAGGGCUGUUUCUUUCACGGAUGUAGUUCGUGUUACGAUGGUGAUAUCAUACAUCCACUGAAAGGGGUUUCCAUGGCAACGUUAAGAGAAAAGACAGAAGAGACGACAAGAAAGCUUCGCACCCAGGGUUUCCACGUCAUCGAAAUGUGGGAGCAUGAAUUUCAAAGAGAGAAGGAGGAAAAUCCAGAUCUCCAAGCUUUCCUGGAGAGCAACACCAUCUGA